CCCGGUGCUCCAGGUGCGGAAACUGAGGCCCAGAGUGGGGAGGCUGGGCGGGGCGCCCUCCCCGGAGGGCCUGCUCUGGGAGCCUGGAAGCCCCCUCGGCUGUGUGCAGACGUGCCUGGGAGCCCAGGGAGCCUCGGGCUGCGAGGGGCAGGUCCCGGCAGGGCUUGGAGUCCCUGCGGAGAAUUGGCAUUUCCAGCCCAGUUGUACUAAACCAGAACCCAUAGUUUAACAAGAAUCCCAGGAGACUCUUAAGUGUAAGGUCUUGGCAACUUGUUAGAAAAUGCAGCGAACUCGAACAAACCGGGUGGAAGCCCUGGGUCUGAGACCCAGGCCAGAGGCAGGUGCUGGGGGCUCCUUCUGACUUUCGGGUUCAGGAAGUAGGGACAGGCCUCGGAGGCGGUGUGGUCAGCCAGGCAGAGUGCUUUGUCCCGGGUGCGUUAGGACCCGGGCCAGGCUGGCUGGGAGGAUGCCCCUCUUGGCUUCUAGUGUCAGAGGGUGUGACGCUGCGGCCCUGAGUGGGAAACAGACGGCCAUGCCCUUGGGACCUUUUGGUCAAAGUGGAGGUGUGGCCCUCGGCGCCAUGGGCGGGAUAUGAGGCCCCGGGACUAAGGGUGCUGCUGGAGGAGGUGGACAGGGACGGGGGGCUCUGGCCAGCCAGACUGGUGAGAAGGGGUCAGUGUGGACCGGAGAGCCAAGGCUCUGCCAGGCACGCACCUCUCACCUGGUGGCCCACCUGUUGUUGCACACACCUGAGAAGCCACCAGGGGGCGCUGACACCACAGCUUCCGUGAGGCUGGUCGCCCUGGCCUCCACUCCAGCUCGGCACCUGGGGUUACAAACUCAGACAAAAGGAACCCUUGUCAUUGCUACAUUGCUAACGAAGAACUGAACCCUGUCUGCUGUAGAAGGUGCAGGGCACGUGGCAGGCGAGCAUGGAGGCAACCUGGAUCCCACCAGUGCUGAUUCGCUCAGGCCCCCUUCCUGUGAACCUGGACUGUUUUAGGGGUGCGUUUAAAUUGCCCUGGGCCACUUCCCUCUGCAUGGUGGGUGCUCCAGCACUAGCUUCGGUCAGCUGUCUGCACUGACCCUCUUCCGACUACACUCCAGCCACCAGCUGAUGUGGUCACACCCCUCUGGUCAUCAUGAGGGUCCUCAGCUGCCACCUUUGCCCACUGAGGUCCUAUCCAGGCUGCUGAGAGGGUGCCCGUGGCAGAAGGGUCCUUGGAGAGCCCACAGGGCAAUGGGGAGACCGGGGCACAGAGGCCAGAUGUGGCUGAGAAAGUGGCAAGGCCCUAUGCAGUGGGCCAUGAGCACCACAGGUGAGGAACAUGGGGAUGUGAGGUACUUAGUCUCCUAGGAAGCAUGUUGGUCACUAACCACCUUUUGAGCUUGGAAUGUUCUGUGUUGCACCCUUCAACAAAUGCAAAGGCGUUUGGGCCCCACAUCCUGGCCAGUCGAGAGCACUUACAGCCCAGGACACUAAGCCCAAGACAGGACACUGAGCCCAGAUUUUGAGUCUGGGACGCAGGAUGCCACGCUCAGGAGGCCCAGCCUGGAGUGCUGAGCCGGGAUGGAGGAUGGUGAGCCCAGGACGCCCAGCCCAGAUGCCAAGCCUGGCGUGCUGGGUGCUCUCUCAGGCACUGCUGGGAGGAGGCGGUUCCUUGUGGAGGGAGGACUGGGGAGCCCCACACACCCCCAUUCCUGUGCCUGUAGUGGCAUGCAUGGUUGCUUGGAGAUGAGGCUGUUCCGAAGCUGGGGACAGUGUGGAUACUGGCUUGGGGCUCCCAGCCUUUUAGCCCUGAAUGUGCUCUCAGGAAGCUGCCACCCCUGAGCAGGGCAGGUGGAGGGUGGCCCUUCCACCACCCAUCCUGCGUGUUGGAGGUUCUUCAGUGCUAGGGUGCGCCUGUUGGUGGAGUUCCAUCUCAUUCCUCGUGUUUCCCCACCUGGUCUGUGGAAGAAAUUCACCUCUUACAGUUGUCUGGACUGUUCCCUGACUCCCAGCAACCACUGCUGUGUUCUCCGUUUCCAUAAUUCUGUCAUUUCAGGAAUGUUAACCCACUGCUGUUGAGUCAAUUCUGACUCAUAGUGACCCUGUAGGACAGAAUAGAGCUGCCCCGUAGGGUUUCCAAGGCUGUAAUCUUUACAGAGAUGGAUUGACACAGUGGCUGCAGCAGCAGGCUCGAGCCUAACAACGGUUGUGAGGAUGGCGCAGGACCUGGCAGUGUUUCAUCUGUUGUGUACGGGAUUGGUAUGAGUCGGAGCCGACUGAACGGCACUUCACAUUAACAGUCUUUAUGGAAGCCAACUUCCACAUCUUUCUCCCACAGAGUGGUGUGUUUGAAUCUCCAGCCUUUCGGUUCACAGCUGAGCGCUUAACCACUGCGCCACUAGGGCUCUUUAAGAAUGUUACGUGGAUGGAAUCGUAGAGUACGUAUCGUUUUGUAUUGGCUCUUUUCAUUCCAUGUAAUUCUCUGAAAAUUCACCCAAGUUGUGUGUAUCAGUGGUUUGUUCCUUUCUACUGCCGAGUAGUAUUCCAUGAGUGGACGUAGCACCGUCUGUUUGAACGUUCAUCUGUUGAAGAGUGUCUGGGUUAUUUCUAUUGUACUUUUUGGUCACUGGAAAUAAAACUGCUAUGAACUUCCAUGCGCUGGUUUUUGUGUGCCCACAAGCCUAUGUUUCUGUGGGAUGAAAGCCCAGGAGUGAAAUAACUGGCUUAUGUGGUAAUUACAUGUUUAGUUUUAUAGGAAACUGCCAUACUCUUUCCUGAGUGGCUGCACCCUUUCACAUUCCCAUCAGCAGUGAGUGAGUGAGCCAGUUUCUCCACGUCCGCGCCAGCCUUUGGUGUCAUUGCUGUUUUUUGUUUUAGUCAUUUUAAUAGGUGUGUAGUGAUGUCUUCUGUGGUUUUGACUUGCAUUUCCCUUACGGCCAGUGAAGUUGAGCAUCUUUCCAUGUGCUCCCUUGUCACCUGUAUAUCGUCUUCAGUGCUGUGUCGCUUUGUGUCCGUAGCCCAAUUUCUAGGCACCUCGUUCUUGUGCUGCUGUGUUUUCUGGGUUUUUUAUAGGUUCUAGGUAUGAGUUAUUUGUCAGAUAUGUAGUUUGCAAACUUUCCCCCAGUCUGUACCUUGUCUUCUCAUUCUCUUAAUGGGGUCUUUUGCAGAGAAAAUGUUUUAAUUUUGAUGAAGUCCACUUUAUCAGUGUCAUUUUUUAUGGAGUUAAGUCUAAGAACACCUAAUGAUUUUCUCCUGCUUUUAAAAAAAGGUUUUAUAGUUUUACGUUUAUAUGCAAAUGCGUGAUCCAUUUCAAGUUACUCUUUGUGUAAGCCAUGAACUUUAGGCCAAGGCUCACUCUUGGCCUGUGGGCGUCCAGUGGCUCCAGAGGGCUUCUGCCACUGAAUGGUCUCUGUACCUCUGUCAGAAGUCAGCAGGCGGCACUGUGUGGUAGAUACGCCUAAGGAAAAGGAGCACCAAAAAAAAAAAAAAACACCAAACCCAGGGCCCUCCAGACCAUUCCAACUGGUAGUGACCCUAUAGGACAGAGUAGAACAGCCCCAUAGAGUUUCCAAGGAGCGCCUGAUGGAUUCGAACUGCCAUCCCUUUGGUUAGCAGCUGUAGCACUUGACCACUAUGCCACCAGGGUUUCCAGGAAAAGGAGUAGGUACGUUUAUAUGCGCUGAUGUGUAAAGAUGUUAAAAACACACUGGUAAGUGAACUACAUUACAAAAACUUAUGCACUGUAUAAUUGAAGUUUCGUUUUUGUAAAAUGUUACCAUAUUGAUGUAGUGUUUGAGUAGUUAAAAAGUAAAAUAAUGGCAGAAAUACAAUAAGUCAAAUCAGUAAAAACAAAAAGUGGGGUGUAUUUGUGGGUUCAGUUUCCGAGUUCUCUGUUUGUUCCACUGAUUUGUCUGUCCCUCCACCAGUACGCCACUGUCUCGUUACUGCAGUGACAUGGGCUCCAUGCCCGUUGGGUCUUACUCCUGCAAGCCCUGAGUACAUGAGAUUGUUAGGUGCGUUGAGUCAGCUCCGACACUUAACAACCCUGUAUACGACGGAACAAACACUGCCUGGUCCUGCACCAUCCUCACAAUCAUUGCUAGGCUGAGCCCAUUGCUGCAGCCACUGUGUCAGUCCAUCUCGUCAAGGGUAUUCCUCUUUUUCAGUGACCCUCUACCUUACCAAGCAUGAUUUCCUACUCCGGGGACUGGUCCCUUCUGAGAACAUGUCCAAAGUACGUGAGACAAAGUCUUGACAUCUUGCUUCUAAUGAGCAUUCUGGCUGUACUUCUUCCAAGACAGAGUUGUUUGUUCUUCUGCAGGCCAUGGUACACUCAACAUUCUUUGCCAACACCAUAAUUUAAAGGCAUCAGUUCUUCUUUGGUCUUCCUUAUUCAUUGUCUAGUUUUCAUAUACAUAUGACAUGACCGAAAACACCAUGGCCUGGGUCAGGUGCACCGUAGUCCUUAAAGUGACAUCUUUGCUUUUUAACACUUUAAGAGAUCUUUUGCAGCCGAUUUGCCUAAUGCGAUGCAUCGUUUGAUUUCUUGACUGCUGCUUUCAUGGGCGUUGAUUGUGGAUCCAAGUAAAAUGAAAUCCUUGACAACUUCAAUCUUUUCUCCGUUUAUCAUGAUGUUGCUUAUUGGUCCAGUUGUAAGGAUUUUUGUUUUCUUUAUGUUGAGGUGUAAUCCAUACUGAAGGCUGCAGUCUUUGAUCUUCAUCAGUAAGUGCUUCAAGUCCUCUUCACUUUCAGCAAGCAAGGUUGUGUCAUCUGCAUAACUCAGGUUGUUAAUGAGUCUUCCUCCAGUCCUGAUGCCCCGUCCUUCUAUAUACAGUCCAGCUUCUCAGAUUAUUUGCGCAUAUACGAAUUGACUAGGUAUGGUGAAAGAAUACAACCCUGACACACACUUUUUUUUCUUUUAUUAUACUUUGGGUAAAAGUUUACAGCUCAAGUUAAUCUCUCAUGCAAAAAUUUAUACACAUAUUGCUAUGUGACACGAGUUGCAAUCCCUACAAUGUGACAGCAUGUUUUCCCUUUUCGCCCCAGCUUUCCUGUGUCCGUCCAACCAGCUCCUGUCCCUUUCUGCCUUCUCAUCCUGCCUCCAGACAGGAGCCGCCCAUUUGGUCUUGCGUAUCUGCUUCAGCGCCCCCACGUGUCUGUCAGUUUGUUGUACUGUGGGGGCUUGUGUGGUGCUGUGAUGCUGGAAGCUAUGCCACCGGCAUUCAGAUACCAGCAGGGUCACCCAUGGAGGACAGGUUUCAGGUGAGAUUCCAGACUAAGACAGACUAGGAAGAAGGGCCCAGCAGUCUACUUCUGAAAAGCAUUAGCCAGUGAAAACCUUAUGAAUAGCAGCGGAACAUUGUCUGAUAUAGUGCUGGAAGAUGAGCCCCCCAGGUUGGAAGGCACUCAAAAGAUGACUGGGGAAGAGCUGCCUCCUCAAAGUAGAGGCGACCUUAAUGACGUGGAUGGAGCUUUUGGGACCUUCAUUUGCUUUCGGGACCUUCAUCUGCUGAUGUGACACGACUCAAAAUGAGAAGAAACAGCUGCAAGCAUCCAUUAAUAAUCAAAACGUGGACUGUACGAAGUAUGAACCUAGGAAAAUUGGAAAUCGUCAGAAAUGAAAUAGAACGCAUAAACAUCGAUAUCCUAGGCAUUAGUGAGCUGAAAUGGACUGCUAUUGGCCGCUUUGAAUCAGACAAUCAUAUAGUCUACUAUGCUGGGAAUGACACCUUGAAGAGGAAUGGUGUUGCAUUCAUCGUCAAAAAGACCGUUUCAAGAUCUAUCCUGAGGUACAGCGCUGUCAGUGAUGGAUAAUAUCCAUACGCCUACAAGAAAGACCAGUUAAUACGACUGUUAUUCAAAUUUAUGCACCAACCGCUAGGGCCAAAGAUGACGAAAUAGAAGAUUUUUAUCAGCUGCUGUAGUCUGAAAUUGAUCGAACAUGCUAUGAAGGUGCAUUGAUAAUUACCAGUGAUUGGAAUGCAAAAGUUGGAAACAAAGAAGAAGGAUCAAUAGUUGGAAAAUAUGGCCUUGGUGAUAGAAACAAUGCUGGAGAUCGAAUGAUAGAAUUUUGCAAGACCAACGACUUCUUCACUGCAAAUACCUUCUUUCACCAACAUAAACAGUGACUGUACACAUGGACCUGGCCAGAUGGAACACACAGAAAUCAAAUUGACUACAUCUGUGGAAAGAGACAAUGGAAAAGCUCAAUAUCAUCAGUCAGAACAAGGCCAGGGGCCGACUGUGGAACACACCAUCAACUGCUCAUAUGCAAGUUCAAGCUGAAACCAAAGAAAAUCAGAGCAAGUCCACAAGAGCCAAAAUAUGACCUUGAGUAUAUCCCACCUGAAUUUAGAGACCAUCUGAAAAAUAGUUUUGACGCAUUAAACACUAGUGACUGAAGACCAGACGAGUUGUGGAAUGACAUCAAGGACAUCAUCCAUGAAGAAAGCAAGAGGUCAUUGAAAAGACAGGAAAGAAAGAAAAGACCAAGAUGGAUGUCAGAGGAGACUCUGAAACUUGCUCUCCAACAUUGAGCAGCUAAAGCAAAAGGAAGAAUUGAUGAAGUAAAGACCUGAACAGAAGAUUUCAAAGGGCGUCUCGAGAAUACAAAGUAAAGUAUUACAAUGACAUGUGCAAAGAGCUGGAGAUAGAAAACCAAAAGGGAAGAACACACUCAGUGUUUCUCAAGCUGAAAUAAAAAAAUUCAAGCCUCGAGUUGCAAUAGUGAAGGAUUCUAUGGGGAAAAUAUUAAACAAUGCAGGAAGCAUCAAAAGAAGACAGAGGGAGUACACAGAGUCAUUAUACCAAAAAGAAUUAGUGGAUAUUCAACCAUUUCAAGAGGUGGCAUAUGAUCAGGAACUGAUGGUACUGAAGGAAGAAGUCCAAGCUGCUCUGAAGGCAUUGGCAAAAAACAAGGCUCCAGGAAUUGAUGGAAUAUCAAUAGAGAUGUUUUAACAAGCAGAUGCAGCGCUGAAGGUGCUCACUCGUUUAUGCCAAGAAAUAUGGAAGAGAGCUUCCUGGCCAACUAGAUUGGAAGAGAUCCAUAUUUACGCCUAUUCCCAAGAAAGGUGAUCCAACCAAAUGUGAAAAUUAUAGAACAAUAUCAUUAAUAUCAUAUGCAAGCAAAAUUUUGCUGAAGAUCAUUCAAAAACGGCUGCAGCAGUAUAUCAACAGGGAACUGCCAGAAAUUCAGGCCGGUUUCAGAAGAGGAUGUGGAACCAGGGAUAUCAUUGCUGAUGUCAGAUGGAUCCUGGAUGAAAGCAGAGACUACCAGAACGAUGUUUACCUGUGUUUUAUUGAGUAUGCAAAGGCAUUCGGCUGUGUGGAUCAUAACAAAUUAUGGAUAACAUUGUGAAGAAUGGGAAUUCCAGAACACUUAAUUGUGGUCAUGAGGAAAUUUACAUAGAUCAAGAGGCAGUUGUUCAGACAGAACAAGGGGAUACUGAUUGGUUUAAAGUCAGGAAAGGUGUGCAUCAGGGUUGUGUUCUUUCGCCAUACCUAUUCAAUCUGUAUGCUGAGCAAAUAAUCCGAGAAGCUGGACUAUAUGAAGAAGAACGGAGCAUCAGGAUUGGAGGAAGACUCAUUAACAACCUGCGUUAUGCAGAUGACACAACCUUGCUUGCUGAAAGUGAGGAGGACUUGAAGCACUUACUAAUGAAGAUCAAAGACCACAGCCUUCAGUAUGGGUCGCACCUCAACAUAAAGAAAACAAAAAUCCUCACAACUGGACAAAUGAGCAACAUCAUGAUAAACGGAGAAAAGAUUGAAGUUGUCAAGGAUUUCAUUUUACUUGGAUCCACAAUCAACAGCCAUGGAAGCAGCAGUCAAGAAAUCAAAAGUCGCGUUGCAUUGGGUGAAUCUGCUGCAAAGGACCUCUUUAAAGUGUUGAAGAGCAAAGAUGUCACCUUGAAGACUAAGGUGUGCCUGACCCAAGCCGUGGUAUUUUCAAUCACAUCAUAUGCAUGUGAGAGCUGGACAAUGAAUAAGGAAGACCGAAGAAGAGUUGACGCCUUUGAAUUGUGGUGUUGGUGAAGAAUAUUGAAUAUACCAUGGACUGCCAAAAGAAUGAACAAAUCUGUCUUAGAAGAAGUACAGCCAGAAUGCUCCUUAGAAGCAAGGAUGGCGAGACUGCGUCUUACAUACUUUGGACAUGUUGUCAGGAGGGAUCAGUCCCUGGAGAAGGACAUCAUGCUUGGCAGAGUACAGGGUCAGCGGAAAAGAGGAAGACCCUCAAUGAGGUGGACUGACACGGUGGCUGCAACAUUGAGCUCAAGCAUAGCAACGAUUGUAAGGAUGGCUCAGGACCGGGCAGUGUUUCAUUCUGUUGUGCGUAGGAUCGCCCUGAGUCGGAACCGACUCAAUGGCACCUGACAACAACAUCUGCUUGAACUAAGAAGCGCACGCUUCACAGUUCUUCGCUCCUCAAGCUGCUGCCGCCUCCCCUGAAGAAUGGACCUAGGAGUACCUGCUGGUGAUGCCACUGCUGACCCCGCCGCCGGUGACCCCGCCGCCGGCCAGGACCCAGUCCUGCUCCUGCAGGCGCUGCAGGCACGGUGGCCCACGAAGGAUCUGCACCAGCUCAGGGAGGAAGCCUGGCAGGGUUUUGCUGCCCUGGACGACCCGCUCACAGGACUCCUGGACAUGCUGGAGGGUGGCCGCGCCAGCGGGGGGCAGGGCCACUCACUGCAGACAUGGGUUGCCUGUGAGAUGCAGCGUUGGCUGCAGGCACAGCCACCACACCCAGGGCUGGCCCCGGGCAGCCCACAACUGGGGCAGCUGCAGGCCCGAGCAGCUGCGGUCCUCGCGGGGGGACCCUUCAGUCUCACAGAGCCACUGGUCAGCAUCUUCCAGCUUCAGGACGCCGAUCGGAGCCUUUUGCUGGAUCACAUUGGCCGCCUCCAUGACAGGGGCAAGUUCAAAGAGGCCGUCUUGCUGAGCACAAAGCUCAAGCUGCAGCGAGAACUCGACAUUGAGAAGAUGAGCAUCCCACUGCUCCUCCAGAACAAGGUGAACCUGGUAGAGCGUUACAUGGAUGGCUUCCCAGACCUGCAGAGGAGGCUGCUGGUCCUCAUGGAUUCCUGGUGCAAGCCUGGCUUUGACAUCAGAGAUGUUGCCAGGAGGGUUCCGGAGGUGACGGGGGCCAGGCUGGAGAAGCUGAGUCCAAAACUGCUGAGUAGACAGGUGCUGCGUCUGCUGGAGCGCUAUGGCCUGGACCCAGCCCUGUGCUCCAAUGUCAUCAACCAGCAACACCUAGGGACUCUGCAGUACCUGUGCUACAAAAGGUUUGUGGAGGGAAGCCUGUCUCAGGAGAACUGGGCCGACCACGUGCGGGACCUGGUGGGGCAGAGUGAGUGGCUGCAGGACAGGCUGCUCCAGCUGCUGGCCUCUCAUGGUGACAUGGCCAUGACUGCCCGGUGUGCCCAGGACCUCUCGCUGCCUGAGGGGCGGCUGCCGGCCGCAGUAGCCAAUGAGCUGAGCAGGCUUCAGCUGCAGGAGAGGGCGGCCCAGGCUGGCGGGAGGCUGGAGGAGCCUGGCAGCAAGGACAGGAGCAGUUACUACCAGCUGCCCAUUGCCAGGGAAGACAUUUGCUUCCUGGCCACAUGGGAGGACCUGGCCCAGCACGGGCCUGAGCUCCUGCAGCCCGGUGGGGUGGUCGGCGUGGACCUGGAAUGGAGGCCCUUGUUCCAGGCAUCGGGCCGGCCCUGCGCUUCCCUAGUGCAGCUGGCGGUGGAGGGCCGAGUGCUACUGCUGGACGUGCCUGGACUUGCCCAGCUGCCGGGGGGCCAGGGGGUGCAGGCCUUGUCCCAGCUCCUGAGCCAGCUCUUCUCAGACCCCUCCAUCACCAAGCUGGGUUACGGGAUGGCAGGAGACCUGCAGAGCCUGGGUGCUUCCUGCCCCACCCUUGCCGACUUGGAGAAGCAGAUGCGGGGCGGCCUGGACCUGCAACAGAUGCACAGGCAGAUGCGGUUGGCAGACAGGCCAGGCCCACGUGUGGAUGCGGCAGGGGCACCACGGGGCCUGAGCCUCCUGGUACAGCAGGUGCUGGGCAAGCCCCUGGACAAGGCGCAGCAGCUCUCCAACUGGGACCUGCGGCCACUGCGGGAGGAACAGCUUGUCUAUGCAGCCACAGACGCCUACUGCCUGCUGGAGGUGUACAGGGCACUGUGCCGAGACCCCGCCCGCUUUCGCUUGUCUAUGAACCUGGUCGAGAGCCUGGGGGCCAGGCGCAUCGUGAGAUCAGGGGCCCAGAGGCCACCUGACCGGCGGGAGGCCCUGGCCUCGCCCCAGCAGGUGCCUGUGGCAGUGGGUGAGGGAGCAGCCCCCGAAGUCUCCGCCAAGGACUUCCGCGUGGUAUGUGACAGCAUGCUGCAGGGGUUGGCACGGAGCCUGCGUUGCCUAGGUGUGGACGUUCGUGUGUUGGGUGCCGGUGAGGACCACCGCAGGGCGGCUGAGAUCGCCAGACAGGAGGAGAGGAUUAUCCUGACGUCGGGGCUGCCGUACCACAAGCUCCAGGCCCAGGUCGGGGCUGGGCGCUGCCUCUCGGUUGACUGUUCCCUCAAGGCCCGGGAGCAGGCGCAGGCUGUGCUCAGGCACUUCAACGUGCGAGUCACCCUCUCUGACAUCUUCAGCCGCUGCCAGGUGUGUAACUGUGACCGGUACCUGAAGGUCUCCAAGGACAUGAUGAAACACCUCAUGAGGCUCAACGGUCACCAGGAAGGCUCCAGCAGCACAGGUGAAGAGGCUACCCCAAGUGAGGAUGGGCAGGGGACAGGUUCAGCACCAGAGCCGACCCCCAAGGACUGUGUCUACGACCCGCCAUGCCGCUGGCUGGAGACGUCAGACCUACAGACCAUCACGCCAGCCACGCUGGGCAAUGGCACUCGGCUGCAGCUGGCGGGGGUCCCAGUGGGUGUGCUGUGGCGCCCGGGACAGUGGCCUUUCUACUGCUGCACAGGCUGCGGCAAGGUCUUCUGGGAGGGCUCCCAUCUGGGCCGCCUGACUGCAAUGUUCCACGAGGUCCUGGAGCCCCCAGCCCGGCUGGCAGCCCCACCAGGACAGGCUGGGCCCCGGGAAGCCCUGCAAUAAAAGUGGUCUUGGAUCCACACUCACCCUGCAGGCUGCUGAGUGUUUCUGCCCACGUGUUGAGGGGGUCACCGAGAGGGAGGUGCACCCACCUGGCAAGGUCCAGGACCAGACCAAGGUGACACUGAGGCCACAGGGCUCCUUGAGCUGGGGGUGGAGGGGACAGGCUGCCAUGUGCUCUCGGUGGCCCACCCACAUGCCAGUCCCACUCCCAGCACUCCAGGCUGGGCAAGACGGGGCCCUCCCUGUCCUCCAUCAGCUAGGCCUGCCCUGGAUCCUCCAACCCCAAGGAGUGCCAAUGUUGCUGUGCUGCCGGGGCCUGAUGGGAUCCCAGGAGGAUGGACAGACCGAGGGAGAAGCUCCCUUGGGGAACAGGACUCGAGUGGACCCAGAAGGCGGAUAGAGGGAUGGGGUGGGGCACCAUGGCCACUAUCCUCGUCUGGGAAGUCGCCCAUUGUCCCAACCAGAAGGAUGAGGCCUGGCACAGGAGGGGCCCCUCUGUCCCUCUCAUGGCCAGGCAGGACUCCUCCCAGGAGGGCAGCAGCUGCUCCAGGCACUCAGCACUCACAGCCAGGUGGCUGCUCCUGCCCUGUGGCUGGAGAGGAAGGAGGUUCUGCGGGUCACACGGUCUGUUCCUGACCCCUCUGGAGGUCAGAGGACACAGGGUAUCAUUCAGGGAGCCCUGGGGGCAGAGGCCCUGGGGGAGGGGCACCAGGCAGGAGUGUGGGCUUGGGAUAGGGUGGCCAGUGUCUCAGGGUGGGUGCCAGCUUGCUCUCGGGCCUCCUCCAAUCUCACCCCUAGGAACCACCCCCUCGCGCUCACAUCCCCUUCCUGCACUUCCUGCCUGGGCGGAAGGAAACCAGCUCAGAUUUGGCAGAGGAGGCGGGUGGGCGGAAGCCUCAGGCAGCCUUCAGCCCAGGACCUCACACCUGCAGGCCCCAGGUGUACAGGUUCCGGCUGCUCUGGGGCCUCCCGGCGGGACCCUGGCCAUCCCAGGGCUGGC
Messenger RNA from Loxodonta africana (African savanna elephant), 12077 nucleotides. It is a transcript of the gene EXD3, whose product is annotated as exonuclease 3'-5' domain containing 3. The coding region runs from base 8441 to 11077 and encodes 878 amino acids. The transcript has 22 exons. Lineage: Eukaryota; Metazoa; Chordata; Mammalia; Proboscidea; Elephantidae. The record is from RefSeq and is a predicted model, not a curated record. Gene Ontology annotation, molecular function: nucleic acid binding; 3'-5' exonuclease activity. Gene Ontology annotation, biological process: nucleobase-containing compound metabolic process.